CUACCGCUGUAAGGACCUAUGGUAAAAUCUCAGAUCAUUUCUCUGUCAUUACUGAUCACCAACCAGAUGUAGGUGUGUGCUUGUCAUAUCUUCUGGAUGCUGACCUAGUAGGAAACAGGAAGAAGCUUACAUCAGAGGUGUCAGUGUCAGACCUUGAAUAUGCUGAUGAUAUGGCAUUGAUAUCUGAUUCUCAUGAAAGUCUAUCCUCUUUGCUGAAAUCUCUGGAUUCGUCUUGCCAUCACAUGGGGCUUACCAUCAAUUACAAGAAGACUAAGCUUCUAGCUGUCCUACCUGGAGCUGAUGCCCAUUCUCCAUCUCCCAUUUCUCUGCAUCCUGAUUGUGAUCCAAUUGAGGUGGUACCAUCCUUUCAGUACCUUAGAAGUUAUCUUUCUAACAAUUGCAGCUUGGAUGUUGAGAUAUCAACACGGAUCACCAAAGCAUCUCAGUCAUAUGGGUCACUUAACCACAUCGUUUGGCACCAGAGGAAGAUCAAGUCUAGUACCAAGCUGAACAUCUUUGUCUCUGUAGUUCUUUCCAUCCUUUUAUAUGGUCUGGAAACAGCAGUACUUCUGGAGCCGAAGAUACACCAUUUACAGAGUUUUGUGAUGAGAAGCCUCCGCUUCAUCCUUGGAGUGUCACUAUGGGACGGGAAGAGAGACACCUCCAUCAGAAAGAUAGCCCAUCUACAAAGAAUCUCCAUCAUGCUGACACAGCGACGUCUUCGGUUAUUGGGUCACAUCUUGCGCAUGGAUGAGUGUCGUCUACCAAGGAAGCUUUUGGUAUGUGCAUCACCCCAAGGUAGACGUUCAGUCGGAGGCCAGAGAAUGAGAUGGAACGAUUUGGUACUGAGGGAUUUAAGGAAUUGCAACCUUGUUGGGGGUAGACGGUAG
This is a messenger RNA of Corticium candelabrum, 890 nucleotides long. RefSeq lists its product as uncharacterized. The record is from RefSeq and is a predicted model, not a curated record. Lineage: Eukaryota; Metazoa; Porifera; Homoscleromorpha; Homosclerophorida; Plakinidae. Bases 171 to 890 code for a protein of 239 amino acids. The transcript is spliced from 2 exons.